Acomys russatus (golden spiny mouse) is the source of this 955-nucleotide messenger RNA. It is a transcript of the gene Chmp5, whose product is annotated as charged multivesicular body protein 5. Lineage: Eukaryota; Metazoa; Chordata; Mammalia; Rodentia; Muridae. The coding region runs from base 100 to 759 and encodes 219 amino acids. The transcript has 8 exons. Gene Ontology annotation, biological process: vesicle budding from membrane; late endosome to vacuole transport via multivesicular body sorting pathway. The record is from RefSeq and is a predicted model, not a curated record. Gene Ontology annotation, cellular component: multivesicular body.
UGGCGGGGGGCGGGGCGGGGCCGGAAACUAGAACCGGAGUGAUUACGCUUCCGUUUCUGGUUUUCCUCCAGUGUUUAGGUUUCUUCGCCGCCGGCCAAGAUGAACCGAUUCUUCGGAAAAGCGAAACCCAAGGCUCCGCCACCUAGCCUGACUGACUGCAUUGGGACGGUGGAUAGCAGGGCAGAAUCCAUUGACAAAAAGAUUUCCCGGUUGGACGCUGAGCUAGUGAAAUACAAGGAUCAAAUCAAGAAGAUGAGAGAGGGUCCUGCUAAGAACAUGGUCAAACAGAAAGCCCUGAGGGUUUUAAAGCAAAAGCGGAUGUAUGAGCAGCAGCGAGACAACCUUGCCCAACAGUCCUUUAACAUGGAGCAGGCUAAUUACACCAUCCAGACAUUGAAGGACACCAAGACCACGGUUGACGCCAUGAAAUUGGGAGUAAAGGAAAUGAAGAAGGCGUACAAGCAAGUGAAAGUUGACCAGAUUGAGGAUUUACAAGACCAGCUGGAAGACAUGAUGGAAGAUGCAAAUGAAAUCCAGGAAGCACUGGGCCGCAGCUACGGCACCCCAGAGCUGGAUGAGGACGACCUGGAAGCAGAGUUGGAUGCGCUGGGCGACGAGCUGCUGGCUGAUGAGGAUAGCUCUUAUCUGGACGAAGCAGCUUCUGCACCUGCAAUUCCAGAAGGUGUUCCCACUGACACGAAAAACAAGGAUGGAGUACUGGUGGAUGAAUUUGGAUUGCCACAGAUCCCAGCUUCGUAGACUUGCAGCGUCCAGCGCACGAUAUGAAAACAACAACAGCAACAGUGUGUCUGGGACUAGGAAAUAGUUCCCAAUUCGCCAAGCAGACUUAGGUUUCUUUCCUUUCUUUGAAGGAAAAGCUAAUUACACUGCUCCUGUAUUUUUAUUUUUUCCAUUAGGAACUUCAUUGCUUAGGGGAAGCUUUCUUUUACUAAAA